Molecule: messenger RNA, 300 nt
Organism: Chelonia mydas (Green sea turtle)
Lineage: Eukaryota; Metazoa; Chordata; Testudines; Cheloniidae
Product: PGC-1 and ERR-induced regulator in muscle protein 1-like
Exons: 5
Source: RefSeq, a predicted model, not a curated record
AUGCUUGCCAGGCGCCGCGUUCUGAUGGGCCUCCAUAACCAUCAGUCACAUACCCGCUCUUCCCCGCCCCCUCAGCGGAGGGGGCGGCGCGGGGACCAGCGGGCUCAGAGCAGGGGUUCGUGCCCCACACCGCGGGGAGGUGGCCCCCCCUUCCGCUCUGUCCGCGGCCGCCAUUUUACACGGGAAGGCCUAGCCGGGCUGGCGCAGGGCCCGGCCCGGCGCCCGCCAGGGGAUCCUCCCGGCGGAGCCAAGCGACCCCCAGACCGCCCUGGUUCUCCGCCCAGAGAUCCCGCCCGGCGG